Spinacia oleracea (spinach) is the source of this 4589-nucleotide messenger RNA. RefSeq names its product tRNA ligase 1. Gene Ontology annotation, molecular function: ATP binding; RNA ligase (ATP) activity. The transcript has 29 exons. Gene Ontology annotation, biological process: tRNA splicing, via endonucleolytic cleavage and ligation. Lineage: Eukaryota; Viridiplantae; Streptophyta; Magnoliopsida; Caryophyllales; Amaranthaceae. Bases 136 to 3645 code for a protein of 1169 amino acids. The record is from RefSeq and is a predicted model, not a curated record.
GGCGACGGCUAAAGGACGGAGCAGCAGUAUUAACCAACAAUAACAUGUCUACUUCUCAAUAAUCAUUUUUUUCCUAUCCAGUACGUACUAGUGUACUACUCGUCCUUCCAAUUUCUACUCACGUAGCGUUAUUGAAUGCUGGCUUCUUUUCGCAGACCUAUUUCCCCCUUUUUCUCCUCCCGUCCCAGAACCUUCUUCUUCCUUCCCUUACCUCCUCGUUUUCUCGCUCUUCUUCGCUGCAAUACUGCUGCAACUGUCUCUCACUCUCACUCAACCAUGCCGCGCAACAAAGGGAAGGGUGUAAAUCGUAAGGAGGAAAAGUGGAAAGUAAAGUCAAAUCCUGGUGUAUCAUCAUCGACUGUAAGGACAGAAGCUGUCGUUGAUGAUCUUAGAGGGGUAAGCAUAACGGAACAAAGUGGACAGACACAUGCUCCUAUUACAUCGGAUCAAAAUCAGAGUGCAAGACCCGGACAUACUGUGGUUUGGAAGCGCAAAUCUUAUGGAACUUUGAGUGGCGUUACAAAUACUCCUGUCAAUGAAGUUGCUGCUCAAAAGAAGACAAAGGAAGCAGAAUCGGCUUCAAGUAAGAAGAACAUGACUAAUCUCAGUACAUUAUGCAGUGGAAAAUUAUUGGAGAACUUCACUGUUGACAACAUCACUUGUUCACAUGCCCAAAUAAGAGCUACCUUCUAUCCCAAAUUUGAAAACGAGAAAUCUGAUCAGGAGAUUAGAACGAGGAUGAUUGAAAUGGUUUCCAAUGGCCUUGGCAUUGUUGAGGUAUCCCUUAAACAUUCUGGGUCUCUUUUUAUGUACGCUGGGCAUGAAGGUGGAGCAUAUGCAAAGAACAGCUUUGGAAAUAUAUACACUGCAGUUGGUGUUUUCGUUCUUGGAAGGAUGUUUCGUGAGGCAUGGGGUAUUCAAGCGAGUAAGAUGCAGACAGAAUUCAAUGACUUUCUCGAAAGAAGUCACGUGUGCGUAUCUAUGGAACUGGUGACUGCUGUCUUGGGUGAUCAUGGCCAGCGUCCUCUAGACGAUUAUGUUGUUGUGACCGCUGUUACGGAAUUGGGUAUAGGAAAACCGAAGUUCUAUUCUACCCCUGAAGUAAUUGCUUUUUGUCGGAAAUGGCGGCUGCCAACAAAUCAGAUCUGGCUGUUCUCUACAAGGAAGUCAGUGACAUCAUUUUUUGCAGCAUUUGAUGCUUUAUGUGAAGAAGGAACAGCAACACCUGUAUGCAAGGCAUUGGACGAAGUUGCUGAUAUCACUAUACCAGGAACAAAAGAUCACGUAAAUGUGCAAGGUGAAAUUCUUGAAGGUCUAGUUGCUCGUAUUGUAAGCCCGGAUAGCUCCAAACAUUUGCAGGAGGUUUUGAGGGAUUGUUCUCCUCCACCAGUAGUAGGGGCUGAACCAGACUUGGGCCCAACGUUGCGGGAAAUUUGUGCUGCGAAUAGAUCUGAUGAGAAAGAGCAAAUCAGAGCUCUUCUGCAUGAAGUUGGUUCCUCCUUUUGCCCCAACUUUUUAGAUUGGUUUGGAAAAGAGGCAGGUGAUGUUUAUUCCAAGACUGCUGAUAGAUCUGUUAUCACAAAGUUUUUGCAAGCUCGUCCGGCAGAUUAUUCAACUAAAACAUUGCAGGAAAUGAUUUGUCUGAUGAGAGAGAAGAAAUUUCGAGCGGCCUUCAAAUGUUACUUCAACUUUCACAAAGCUGAUAGCAUGUCAAAUGACAAUAUACAUUUUAAGAUGGUCAUUCAUGUCCACAGUGAUUCUGUAUUCAGGCGAUACUCGAAAGAAAUGAGGAAAAAUCCUGGUUUAUGGCCAUUAUAUAGAGGGUUUUUUGUUGACAUAAAUUUAUUCAAAGGAAGCAAGCAAAGAGUUGCUGGAAUUGGGAAUGAAACGAGUGACACCAACAAUGUCAUUUUUAGUAGUGAUGUAUCUGGAGCAGAUUCACUAGCUGACGAGGAUGCCAACUUAAUGGUGAAAUUGAAGUUUCUCCCUUACAAGGUGCGGACUUUCUUGAUCCGAAACGGUUUAUCAAUUCUAUUCAAGGAUGGUCCUGCUGCUUAUAAGACAUAUUAUAUGAGACAAAUGAAAAUUUGGGGCACCUCAGCGGCGAAGCAAAAGGAAUUGAGCAAGAUGCUGGAUGAAUGGGCUGUAUACAUACGACGGAAGUGUGGCCACACCCAGCUGAAGUCUAAUGUUUACCUUAGUGAGGCUGAAUCUUUCCUUGAACAGUACGCGAAACGGAGUCCUGCGAAUCAAGCACUCAUAGGUGCAGCUGGAAAUUUGGUGAGGUCUGAAGAUUUCUUGGCUAUUGUUAGAGCCAUGGAUGAAGAGGGUGACCUUGAGAGAGAACAUGAGAUGGAACCUAUUACACCAUCUCCUAGCACUAAAGAUGCUGUGAGAAAAGAGGGCCUUAUCGUGUUUUUUCCAGGAAUACCAGGCUGUGCUAAAUCUGCACUUUGCAGGGAACUGCUUAGUGCUCGGAGUACUUUUGGAGAUGGUCGCCAUGUCCAAAGUUUGAUGGGUGAUCUCACUAAAGCACGAUACUGGCCGAAAGUUGCUGAAGAAUGCAAAAGGAAGCCUGACUGCAUAAUGCUUGCUGACAAGAAUGCACCAAACGUGGAAGUAUGGAAUCAGAUUGAGAACAUGAGCCAAACUAGCGGGGCAAUUGCUGUUCCAGUUAUACCUGAUUCUGGAGGCACUGAUUCGAAUCCUUUUUGCUUGGACGCAUUAUCUGUUUUUAUGUUACGCGUGCUUCAACGAGAUAAUCAUCCGGGAAACCUGGAUAAGGCAUCUCCAAAUGCAGGCUAUGUACUACUUAUGUUUUACCACCUUUACGAGGGCAGGAGCCGCAAAGAGUUUGAAGCCGAAUUAAUUGAACGAUUUGGUUCACUUGUGAAGAUGCCUUUGCUUAAAGCUGAAAGGGCUUUACUACCUGGUCCUGUAAAAGCUGUGCUCGAGGAAGGGAUCAACCUGUACAUGCUACAUACUAAGCGACACAAAAGAAUGGAAUCAAGUAAAGGCUCGUAUGCAAAGGAGUGGGUUACGUGGGAGAAGCAGUUGCGAGAAACUUUAUUGAGCAAUUCUGAGUACCUUAAUUCUAUACAGAUUCCGUUCGAGAGUGCUGUAAACAGUGUAGUGGAGCAACUAAAUGCGAUAUUAAAAGGUGAUUGUAUGACACCUAGUUCUGAGAAGAGGCGGGUUGGAGCAAUUAUUUAUGCUGGUAUCAGUUUGCCUGUUACUGAAAUCAAUCGGCACCUCAAUGAUAUUGCUGUUUCCAACUCCAUGGUUGAACGUUUCUUUAGUGACAAGAAUCUGGCAGUAACCAAGAAGGUUCAUGUAACUCUUGCUCAUAAGAGAGCUCAUGGUGUCAUAGCAGUGGCUAACUUUGGUCAAUAUAUUAACCGUAAGGUUGAUGUCGAACUUGUUGCCUUAUUGUUCUCUGCUAAUGUGGCUGCUUUGGAGGUAUGCCUUGGCUCAGUGGAUGAUGAAAAGAUUGAAUCCAAGAACGAAUGGCCACAUGUUACCUUAUGGACUGCAUCAGGAGUUGCUGCUAAACAAGCAAGUACUUUGCCUCAGUUGGUGGCACAAGGGAAGGCAUCUCGUAUUGAAAUUGAUCCACCUGUUGUUAUACAAGGAGGUGAUUUCUAACCUUGAUUGUGAUUCGCAUAGUGGCCCCCGUACUUAGAUAUUCGAGGUACCGCAAAUCCCUUCUUCUAUCUCCACUUAUCUGCAAUUUUGGAGGGCGUGUGGUGUUGCCAGCGGCGGAUAUGAGAUGGAACAAAAAACCGCGACUGGUGGCUGGCGAAUUCAAGGGCAAGAGAGGAAGAGAAAAUAGCGGCGAGUGAGCGUUGCGAAGGAGUUCCUCAGAGACGAAGAGGGAGACUACGGCGGUGAUACCUUUGUGGUGGCCGGCAAAAGAUCAAACCAAAGAGGAAAGUCAGACUACCGGCGGUGAGAUUCGCGAAGGACCGAGCAUAAAAUUCGCGAAGGACUGGAAGUAUGUAUGUAGAUCUGAUGGAGAUCGAUUGAAGACGAUGGCAAACUACCUGGGAUUGAAGAGUGAUGGAAAUUAGGAUGACCUAGUAUAGGAAUUGCAGCGAUCAAAUAUGGGACCAAGCUGCAAUUAAGAACUUGCAGCAAACGAAUAAAGGGAGAUGUUGCAAUUAACCUAACUAAUUGCAGCAAAUAUGAAUGUCCCGCGCUGCGAUUUUUUUUUUAAAAAACCGUAUUUUUCGCAACUCAGGGUGGACCAAAACGCUGCAACAUGGUCAUUUAAUGUUUGACCCGCGUUGACCAUAUCACUAUUACAACGCUUAUAACUGGCAUGAGUUGCAAUUGAUGAGUUGCAAAUGAGGUUUUUUCUACUAGUGAGUCUUGCCGGAAAACUUGUACUCCUUGAAUGAUACAAGACGUUGUUUCAUUCUUUCUUUUAAGCGCGGGAAUUCCGUCGGUAUGGGCCGACAGUCGGUAUCGCCCGACAUUCAAUUAUUUAUUUAUUGGUUUGGUGUGUGGUUGGCUUUCAACACCCUUUUUCUUCCUGUAUGGAUAUUUAUAUUUUACCCGUUAGAAGCUAUUUCUCAAUUAACAUGUGA